Polypterus senegalus (gray bichir) is the source of this 4215-nucleotide messenger RNA. Its product is annotated as cohesin subunit SA-2-like. Gene Ontology annotation, cellular component: nucleus; chromatin; cohesin complex. Bases 300 to 4142 code for a protein of 1280 amino acids. Gene Ontology annotation, biological process: sister chromatid cohesion. NCBI's taxonomy places the organism in Eukaryota, Metazoa, Chordata, Cladistia, Polypteriformes, Polypteridae. Gene Ontology annotation, molecular function: chromatin binding. The transcript is spliced from 34 exons. The record is from RefSeq and is a predicted model, not a curated record.
UAAAACUUACAACGAAGUGAUAAACGCUCCUCUAUGUGUAAUUUGGCAAGUUGUCGGUUACGGUUGUGUUUAAGGUAAACAUAUAGAUCACCGAGUUCAAUUUCGAGAAACAAACGGGUUCAAGUGAUGGCCUUUUUAUAAAAGGCACUUUUACAAACAAUAAAUAAAACAUCUGAACGGAAGGCCUGCUUCUUUCUUGUGUGUGUGUUUUUUUUUUUUGGGUGCGAAGGUUCGUCCAAACGAAGCGCAGUGUCUCGCACAAGUUUGGAGUCAACUCGAAAGUUGCUGUGAAGGAAGGGAUGAGUAAUCCACGUAAAAGGUCUUUGAGAUCUCAAGUGUAUAAAAGUCAGUCGAGUUCCCCCCACUAUAUAGAAGAUGACCAGACCUCCAGCAGUCCAUCAAGAGACAGUGACUUGUCUUCACCUAGUGAGCCAAUACAAACUAGAGCCAAAAGCAGGAUUAAGAAAAUGUCAAAUCAAGAUUUCAGUUCUGAAGUUUCUCUAGAGCUUUCUCAGUCCAACAGUGAGAAGUCUGAAAUGGAUCAUGCAAUCAACCCCAGAGGGAGGCUGUUGAAAUUGGCAUCCAGUCCAGGGCCUACGUCACCCAAGCGGGCACGCCAUGGCAAUGCUGAAAGUCAUAAUACAUCUCCAGUAUCUGAUGUUGCUUUGGCUGUUAGCAGCUUGGAACGGUCAGAGUUAUGCAUGGACAGCCUGUUUGAAGCAGUGAAAACAUCAAGAACUGCUAUGGUGGUGGUGGUGGAUGAUUGGAUAGACAGAUACAAGACAGAGAGAAAACUAGGUCUGCUGGAGCUCAUAAACUUCAUCAUUCAUUGCUGCGGGUGCAAAGGUGUCGUGACACCAGAGUUGUUCAAAGACCUGCAAAAUGCACAGAUUAUUAAUCAACUAACCAAGGAGUUCAAGAAGGAUUCAUCCUGUUAUCCCUUGUCCAUGAGCACCCCUGAAUGGAAAAAGUUUGGUGCAAAUAUGAGCGAGUUUCUAAGCAUACUAGUACAACGCUGCCAGAAUAGCAUCUUGUAUGAUGAUGGCCUGAUGGACUCUGUGAUCCCCUUCCUCACUGGACUUUCAGAUUCCCAAAUUCGAGCAUUUCGACACACUGGGACCUUGGCAGCAAUGAAACUGGAGACAGCCCUAGUCAGGGUUAUUGUAAAUUUAAAUUCUCAAUUUGAGACAAACAAGCGACAGUAUGAGACUGAACGCAAAAAAGGAAUGAAAAACAGAGCAAGUGACAAACUAGAAGCUCUUGAGUGCAAGCACAAUGAGCUGUUACAGAAGCAGGAGGAUGUGAAGGACAUGAUAAACAGUUUAUUCAAAGGAGUCUUUGUACACCGUUACAGAGACUCUAUUCCAGCAAUCCGAGCUUUGUGCAUGCUGGAGAUUGGAGUAUGGAUGAAGCUGGAUAGUGAUGGCUUUCUUACGGAUGGCCAUCUUAAGUAUCUAGGUUGGUGCCUGAAUGACAAGCAGGGCAAUGUGAGGCUCACUUGUCUGAAGUCUCUACAGGGCCUUUAUGCCAACAAGCAGUUUAUUCCAAAGCUGGAACUGUUCACUAGCAGAUUCAAGGACCGAAUCCUGUACAUGGUCCUGGACAAGGAGAGUGAUGUAGCAGUUGAAGCACUUCAUCUACUUCUUCUCAUCCAGCAGAAUGCUGAAGAUGUUUUAAUUGAUGAGGAAUGUUGUCGUUUAUGCACGUUGGUGUUUGCAGCUCAUAGAGCACUAGCCACUGCUGCAGGACAGUUUUUGUACCAGAUGCUGCAGUUGCAGUAUAAGCGUGACGAUGGUUCAAGGCCUCUUAUUAUACUGCUUGUUUCCUUCUUUAUGCAGAACAAGAUGCAUGAUCAUGCAACCUACUUAGUGGACAGCCUAUGGGAUUGUGCAGCAACUGUCCUUAAAGACUGGGAGGGGAUGUCUACACUGCUGCUUGCUAAUACAAAAGAUGAUGAGGAGGAAGGACUGAGUGAUGAGGAAGAAAGUGGUCUGAUUGAAAUCUUAGUUUGCUGUCUCAGACAAGCUGCAGAGGUCCACCCUCCAGCUGGAAGAAGCAGUGGACGAAAGUUCCUGUCAGCAAAGGAGAAGAAAAUGCAGCAGCAGGACCGCAUCAGACUGACAGAACAUUUCAUCACGGUGCUGCCUCAACUUCUUUCCAAAUUUUCUGCUGAUGUAGACAAGGUUCAGAAUCUCCUUCGUGUGCCACAUUACUUCAAUCUCAAAGUGUACUCUGCCAACCGUAAGGAAAAACAUCUUGAAGUUCUUAUCACUCAGGUCAGUAAUAUAAUGACCAAGCAUACGGACCCUGAAGUUCUAGAGGCAUGUGCUUCAGUUUUUUCCAUUCUAAUAAAAGAGGAGUACACCUUUGCAAGUCGAGUUGAAGUGUCAUUGAGCCAGAUGAUAGAGGAGCUAAGUGAACGAUUCUUUCAAGAUCAAGAAGAUCUUCUACAGGGUGGCAUCGACGAGAAUGACCUAUACAACGUUGCCACUACACUCAAGAGACUCUCUGCCUUAUACAAUGCUAAAGACCUGACUCAUUUGGAUAUGUUUGAACAGUGCUAUAAUCUUCUUUCCAAGAGCUUAAAAACAGGAGAUGCUCCAGAUGAGAUCAUGCUGCCAGCUCUAUCCUGCUCAUUUCUGCAUAUCCUGUGGGAGUUGUAUAAUGUCUCCAACUCCACUCCUAACAAGGAGCAGCUGAUUCUUUUGAAGAGGCAUGUCAGACUGCUGUGUGUCAUCUGUCAAGAAUGCCUCACUUUUUUUGUGGCCGACAUAAGGGAACAGGCCUUUAUCAUAAUAUGUGACCUCCUUGUAUACUUUAAUUCUAAUAUUGUGGAGAAUGGCCAGGACCACUUGAAGCCAUUAGUGUACCAACCAUCUGUAGCUCUCAGGGCAGAAUUAGCUGGCUUUGUGGUAGAUUACGUAUUUAUGGAUAAAGAGACGGAAGAUAUUGAAGAUGCUGAGGAAAGGGAUAGUUGUGGACAGCUGGAGAAGAUAGAUCACCUUCACAAACGCAGACACCUCUUAGCCAGUUAUUGCAAACUUAUUCUCUAUAAUGUUCUGGAUCUCAGUGCUGCUACUGAUGUUCUGAAGUACUUUGUGAAGUUCCAUGCUGAUUAUGGAGAUAUUAUUAAGAAGCUAAUGAGCAGGGCCCAAGAGAUUGGCAGGAUACAGUAUGCCAAAACUAUAUGUCUGAGUUUGCAGCAGUUAUUCUCAGAACUGAGUAUGGACUUGGAAGUACAAGACAUAACCAGUAUGCAGGAAUUCAAUGACAUCAAGGAACUGGCUCAACAUCUGGCACGCACAUUUGGAAUUCACCUGAUUCGAGUCCGGGAACAAGUUUUCACUUUGCACAGGGAGGGCCUCAACUUUGCAUUAAGAGAUCCAAAUCCCAAAGGGCCUCAAUAUCCACCACUGAAUAUUGCCUUCCUUGAGAUUAUGAGUGAGUUCUCAUCCAAGAUGCUGAAACAAGAUAAAAAAAUGCUGUUGAAGUAUUUGGAUAAAGUGAUUGGGCUACAGCAGACAUCCUCUCCAUCAUUGACCAUUUACCGGAAGACUCUUCUUGUUGAAAAGGACAAAAGAUCCCACCAUUCAACGUCUGUUGCAGCUAGAAAACGCAGAAAAACACAGGCAGAGACAUCCAAUCCAGCUGAAGAUGUUACACAGUUGCAGAGAAGCAAUCUGACUGACAACGAACCAGUCCCCCUGCAUGUUUCUACUCUGUCUAGACCAGCACAUCAAAAUAAGGCAAGAAGUGUCUUGGAAACUUCGGACACUGAUUCACUGAAGGAUUUUGUUAACAGCCAGCCACUACGAAGACCUAAACAAAAAAAGCAGCCAAAACCCGAGACUCCAAAGUCGAACUCUUUAAAAACCCCAAAGAAGGCAUCACAGUCACCUCCAUCGAACUUAACAUCCCCAGAGUUACUGGAAAACCUUUUCCCUUCUUCCAUGACACAAACCCUUAGCUCUGAACUACAGCUGUUGAAUUUGAUGGGGGAGGAUGACUAUUCAGAAGCAGAGAGUAGUGAUCUGCAGAACAUGGAGUCAUCUGAAGACAGUAAUCAGUUAUUUCUUCCCUCAACUAAGUAUAAGAAAACAAGAUCCCUACUGGACCUCUUUGACAGCAUGGAUGGAGACUGAAGCCUGCAGUCACCUUGUGGCUUGACGCGCCAGUCAAACAGAUGCUGUCCCACCAUGAAGCUGCAGCACACAG